CCUUUCCAACAUUUUACCACCAUUUAGCUGGUGCGGAAGCAUUCUUGGCCGCAUACAAAGCAGAUCCUGGACAACAUUUGGUCAUCUGAUGAAUGAGAAUACAUUAUGCCUGAUCUUCAGUUAGUAUAAUUCUUUCUUCGCCGCGCACAUGCAGCAGCAGCGGAAGCAGAUCCUCGACAACAUCAGGUCCUCGGAUCUGAACUGCAUCGUGGUGAAGGACGUCCUCGGCGACAACGCGGAGGCGGCCGUGCGUCAGUGCCUGCGCCAGCUGCACCUGCUCAAGAACGUCUGGGUCGGCAUCCUGCCCAACAACGUCUUCACCAAGCUGAUGUCAACUCUAGUCAACAUGUUCGUUGAGGAGCUGAUCCACCGCGUGUGCACGGUGGAGGACAUCUCUAUGGAGAUGGCCAGCCAGCUCACCGACAUGUAUUCCGUCGUGGUGCAGAAGGCGCCGCAGCUGCUGCAGAGCCCAUCCGACGUGGAAACCCACGUGGCAUCCUGGACCAAGCUGUCCCUCCUGAUCUUCGUCCUCGGCGGCUCCCUCAAAGACAUCGAGGCGCACUGGCGCGACGGCACCGGCCCGCUGUCCGUGCACUUCCGCACCGAGGAGCUCCGCAGCCUCAUCAAAGCCCUGUUCCAGAACACACAGUUCCGCGCCAACUUACUGGCCAAAAUUAAGUAAACAUGUAAUCCCCAGUCAUUUAUGUAUUUAUUACCAUUAAUAAAUAUUGGUGUUAUAUGGUCA
Molecule: messenger RNA, 745 nt
Organism: Ostrinia nubilalis (European corn borer)
Lineage: Eukaryota; Metazoa; Arthropoda; Insecta; Lepidoptera; Crambidae
Product: centromere/kinetochore protein zw10-like
Exons: 4
Coding region: 149-682 (177 amino acids)
Biological process (GO): endoplasmic reticulum to Golgi vesicle-mediated transport; mitotic spindle assembly checkpoint signaling
Cellular component (GO): RZZ complex
Source: RefSeq, a predicted model, not a curated record